AUGAACAGGAAAAGGGCUUACCAGAUUACAACUCCGGCUCCGUCGUUCAAGCACGUCUCGGGGAGACGACUCAUGAACAGAAAAACGCCAACUCAAGUAUCGUCGCACAAGGAAGAUCAUCAUGACAAAGACAGGACAAAAGCUGCAGAACUCUCAAAAGAAAGGCUGGGUCAUACGGAGGAGGCUAAAACUGCCAAAAAGAAACGUUUUCAAUCAAACAUUGGAAGAAUCAAACGCCUUUUCUCGGGACAAAUGCUUUACCGCUGCAGUGUUUUACGGGUCAGUCUCGAUGCAGCUGUUGUUCUUGAUGCAGUCUCACUUGAUUAG
Arabis nemorensis is the source of this 327-nucleotide messenger RNA. Lineage: Eukaryota; Viridiplantae; Streptophyta; Magnoliopsida; Brassicales; Brassicaceae. The record is from the annotation of a GenBank genome assembly.